Messenger RNA from Trypanosoma theileri, 1368 nucleotides. RefSeq lists its product as uncharacterized. Bases 1 to 1368 code for a protein of 455 amino acids. Lineage: Eukaryota; Euglenozoa; Kinetoplastea; Trypanosomatida; Trypanosomatidae. The record is from RefSeq and is a predicted model, not a curated record. Gene Ontology annotation, molecular function: protein binding. The transcript has a single exon.
AUGGAGAGUAAAUUCUCUGCAAUAUGCAAUGACAGACGUGUUGUGACACCAGGUCAAAAUCAAGAAUUAGUCAAUAGUACAGAAGAUUGGAAUACAUCUUCUGUUUUGAUAGACCGUUUUUAUCUCUUACAACUACAUGGAAAAAAUAUAGAUACACACAUUGCUGAGUUAAAAAAGGAGUGUGAUCAAAUAACCUCCUAUAAACUUGGGCAUAGUUCUGAAAAGAAUAAAUUAUCGACUCAUAUAAUAGUAGAUAGUGGGGUGUGUGAGAAAUCUCCAGUACCAGUAUUGGGAGAACUCCCUUGUGUUUCUUUUUCACCUUAUUCACAAGUUCAUAUUAAGAGGAGAAAUUCAUCUUUACCCAUAAAUGGUGGAAGCCCUGGAGCAAAAGAUGUUCAGUUUCAAGACCCUUGCUGGGGUGUUUGUAAUAGUACGACUAAACGAUAUACAAACAGUAGAGAACGUCAUUCAUCAUCGCCACAGCUCAUUAUUGAAGUAGUAGAUUCCUAUGAAACCGAAUCUAAAGUUGAGUCACAAUUCAGGUCCGUACCCAAUGUGAAUGAAAUGAAUAGCGUAGGCGACGAGUCUGCAGUUUGUCAAUCUAAACUUCUCUCAAGUUUGAAAGAUGCUGUUACCACCGAUAUUUCUAUUCCUCCUUCUUCUUUACUUCCCCCUCCUCUUUCUGCAUUACAAUCCCUUCCUUCAGGAGGAAACAGGAUAAGUGAUGAACGACAAGAGCAUAUUUCCUUUCUUUUGGAUCAGAUACAGCAAAUAAAUGCACCACCACAAUCUGCGUCUCCAGUAGCCGACAUAUUUCAAAGAAUUCGAUAUAAAUUUGGUGCCUUAACCAAUGCAACCGAUACCGUUUCUACCUUGGGUGACAGUCGUAUUCAAUCAAUAAAGACGACAGAAGCGAAAAAUGAGUUAAAGAAACAGACAUCAUUGCCUUUAUCAGCUGAAACGUUUGUGAACUCUGGAGAAGAGACCUCUUCUUCUUAUGUUUUGAGCCAUUUGAACCAUACACCAGUAGCCCCAUUAUCAAAGAAAUUACCACCACCUCCACCAUCUCUGCCCCGACCACCACCACCACCACCUCCUCCACCACUACCACCAAGUAGUAGUAGUGCCAAAAAAGUUCCGUCGUUAGCAGUAGAAGUAACAUCGGAUAAUUCUUUUGGAGUUUGUUCUCUCACUUCGUCUCCUGUGGUGGAUUACGAUAAGAAGGUACAAGAAGCACUACAAAGUGGAGAGUGGAAAGAAACCAAGGAUAAGAAGGGUAGAGUGUAUUACUACAACCCCAAGGAGAAAAAGACGUGUUGGAAUUUGGCAAAGGAGUUCCGUCGUUUAGCGGGAGAAUCUGGUUCAUAA